AUGACACUUCUAAAUGUGAUGAAUGAAAUUUUAUUAAUUAAACAGUCAAUUCCAGCACGAUCAUUUGAAUUAGCGCAAAAAUCAUUUGAUCUUUCAAAUGAUUAUCGUGAACAAGCUCAAAUUCAAUCUGGUAAUUGGAUAUUAAUAGCCAAACCAUCAUUAGCAGGUUAUUCUGACAAUGUCUUUGUUUCUAAACGAGAUUUGCAAGAUCGAACUCAUCAUUUUCUACGUUAUAAUAAUGCAAAGGAUACAGCUGUUUUAGAUUUUAAAUCAAUAUUAAUAUAA
Rotaria sp. Silwood2 is the source of this 285-nucleotide messenger RNA. NCBI's taxonomy places the organism in Eukaryota, Metazoa, Rotifera, Eurotatoria, Philodinida, Philodinidae. The record is from the annotation of a GenBank genome assembly.